AUGAAGAAUAACAUAAUGUUUGGAGGAGUUUCAUUUAAUUGUGGCGAUCGUUACAAACUUAUAAAAUUAGUAGGAACAGGAGCUUAUGGUUCAGUAGUGUUAGCAUACGACUUAUAAAACAAAAAUCAUAAAGUAUGACUUCUAUUGUUAUAUUUAAUUAGGUAGCAAUUAAAAAGUUAAAUGUAAUAGAAGAUGCUAUUGAUGCAAAGAGAAUCUUAAGAGAAAUAAAAAUCUAAAGAUCAAUGAAUCAUCAUAAUAUUCUCAAAAUUUAUGAUAUAAUAUAUGAUUAGAAAUCUGAAUUCUUUGGAGACAUUUAUAUUGUUAGUCCAUAUUUUCCAGCAGAUCUACAUAAAAUAAUAAAAAGUAAUUAAGAUUUAUCAGUGGAACAUGUAUAAUUCAUAAUGUAUCAAUUAUGCAAAGGACUUUACUAUUUACAUUCGUCAGGUUCUAUUCAUAGAGAUAUAAAACCAGGAAACAUUUUGGCAAAUGAGAAUUGUGAAGUUUGUUAUUGUGAUUUUGGAUUUGCUAGAAAAAAAGAUGAAAUAUAAGAUUAAAUAGAUGAAAAUAUGACAGAAUAUGUAGUUACUAGACAUUAUAGAGCUCCUGAAAUUAUGUUAUCAAGUUAAUAAUACUCUCAACCUGUUGAUAUAUGGUCAUUAGGAUGUACAUUUGCAGAAUUAAUGACAAGAAAGAUAUUAUUUAAUGCUCCUAAUUAUAUUUAAAUGAUUAAGAUGUUUUUUGAUAUAUUAGGUAGACCAUCAGAUGAAGAACUUAAUUAAUUAGUUACUAAUGAAAAUGCUUUGUCUUUUAUAGAAACUCUACCACAUAAACCAAAAUAACCAGCCUCAAAGAGUGUGCCAUUUCCUGAUGCUAAAGCCAGAGAUUUAUUGGAUUAGAUGUUAGAAAUGAAUCCAAAAAAUAGAAUUACUGCUUAAAAAGUUUACAUUAUCUUACAUAAGUGUUUAGAACAUCCCUUCUUUGAGUCUAUAAGAAAUUAAGCCGAAGAGAUAACAUUUACAGGAAAUCUUGAGUGCGAUUUUGAAAAUGAUGAUGCCAUAACAUUAGAGUAAUUGAAGUAUCUAAUUCUAAUUGAAAUUAAUCACAUUAAAGCCAAAAAUAAGGAAGAAUUGAUUAAUAUAGAAGAAGAAAUGAAAAGAAUUGGAAUCAUUUAAUAAUAUCAUUAAUGA
Paramecium primaurelia is the source of this 1187-nucleotide messenger RNA. The record is from the annotation of a GenBank genome assembly. Lineage: Eukaryota; Ciliophora; Oligohymenophorea; Peniculida; Parameciidae.